AUGAGUUGUGUGGAGCUGUAAUACAGUGUGUGUAGAGCCCGAGCGCUGCAGUGCUUUGCAAUGAUAUCCUCCGCUGAAUAUACAGCACAACAGACACACAGUCAGAGUGAGAGACAGACCAGUCAUUUGUCGUACACUUUAGUGUGCAGUCUAUGGGAGUGAGUGUUUGAGUGCUAUUAAAACACAAUAACAAUAUUAUUGUUAAUUUCAUCGUGCCACACAUUAUACAACUGCUUGGAUCAGACUUGUGGUGACGACAUGUGAAUUAGUGGUCAAUAAAGCGGUCAUCAAAUAGUGUCAAAAAACGAGAUUAUCUUCUAUUAUAUAAAUAGAUUUUUACUGUAAUAUAACGACAAUUUGAAGACAAUUACCACUGAUGUCUGAAAUACACUCUUUCGGAACCGAUGCCAUUCCCUGUCACGCGUUUAACGCUUCCAGAAGUAAGGUGGCCCUUUCGCCCAACAAUAAUGAGGUCCAUAUCUAUCAAAGAGAUGGCAUUAAGUGGACAUUGAGUCACAAUUUAAAUCAACACGAUUUAAGGAUAACGAGUAUUGAUUGGGCGGCAAAUAGUAACCGAAUAGUGACCUGUUCUGCGGACCGAAACGCGUACGUCUGGUCUCCAGUUGACGGCCAAUGGAAGCCGACACUAGUGUUACUGCGGAUCAAUCGGGCGGCCACUUGUGUCCGGUGGUCGCCGAAAGAGGACAAGUUUGCUGUGGGAAGCGGUGCUAAACUGGUGUCUGUGUGUUAUUUCGAAGAAGCCAACGACUGGUGGGUCUCUAAACAUAUCAAAAAGCCUAUUCGCUCGACCGUCACGUCCAUCGAUUGGCACCCGAAUAACGUGCUGUUGGCCUGCGGUUCGACCGACUUUAAGGCCCGAAUAUUUUCCGGUUUCAUCAAAGAGGUGGACAAACGGGAAGGCGAGUCGACGCCGUGGGGCGGAAAGUGCAGUACCGGCGCACUGGUCGGCGAGUUCUCCAACGGCGGAGGCGGUUGGGUUCACGGCGUGAGCUUCUCGCCCGACGGGAACCGUUUGGCGUGGGUUUCGCACGACAGCAGUAUUUCUGUGGCCGACGCUAACCGAGGAAUGGCUGUAUCAACAGUGAGGACACGGUUUUUGCCUUAUUUGUCGUGCGUGUGGUCGGCACCCGAUCUGAUUGUCGCGGCCGGUCACGACUGCUGUCCGAUGCUAUUCCAGUACGAUAUGAGUCGAGCGGAGCUUAAAUAUGUGGAUAAAGUGGACAAAACUCUUAAGAAAGAAGUGGACGGAUUUAGUGCUAUGAGAAAAUUCAAAGAUAUGGAUAAACGAGGGAUGAGUGUAGAGAACAAUAUAAGUGACACACAAUUGGAUUCAAUACAUCAGAACACUAUAUCUGAGAUCCGUGUCUACAGUGGCUCCAAAUCAGGCGCCGAUAAGAUAUCAACGGUUGGUGUGGACGGACUGAUGGUUGUCUGGGAUUUAAAGUCUUUAGAGGGAUCGUUAAAAGGUCUUCGAAUCGCGUGAUUAACAGAAAAUUAAUUUAUAUAAAAUUUAAAUUAAAUUCCAUUCAUAUGUAUGUAUUGUGUUGUGUCGACAAAACUAAAACAAAACUCAUCCACAAAAACAACAGCAAAACUGUCAUUAACUGUCUUUCUAUGUCUAUAAACCGAUACAAACAAAACACAAUCGAUAGUCGGUGUUAAUCGCCGACCGAUUCUGUUAACGAAUAACUGAUUUCUUAGUUAACAAAUUGAAGAAAAUUUUAUUUUGAAAUUAAUUAUAAUUAUAUUAUUUAUCAUUUAUUGGUGAGAAAACAAAUACAUUAUUAACGGCCAAUCGCUUCCAUACCAAUCGCU
Messenger RNA from Medioppia subpectinata, 1836 nucleotides. The record is from the annotation of a GenBank genome assembly. Lineage: Eukaryota; Metazoa; Arthropoda; Arachnida; Sarcoptiformes; Oppiidae.